AUGCAAGAUUUCAAAAGAACUAAACUUGAGACUUCUUGUAUGAAAUUUAAAGCCAAUUUAAUUAGAUAAUUCAUAAAGAACAGAAGAUUUCUCAAUCAUCAAUGGGCCAACUGGUACAAUCAAGUAAAGUGAUCAUAAAUUUGAUGAAUAAGCUAGUGAAACAUCAGAAUAUUAAGAAAAGUAAAAUUUACUCCUUCAUCUAGUAAAUCAUCUUCUUUAAAAUAACCCUUACCUAUAAUUCAAUAAGACAUCGAAAAGUCAGAGUAUGAAUCACAAAUAGUAGAAUCUUUAGGAGAUUCAUAUCCUGGAUCUGAAAUUAAAGCACUUAUUGAAUAAAAAAAGUAAAGAGAUCAUAAACCUGUAUAAUAAUAUAUUUUUAAAUUUAGAUUUAUUUGAAUAUUAUGGUUGUUGGUUAAUCAGGAUUAGGAAAAUCAACUUUCAUUGAUGUUAUACUAAAAAAAAAGUUUCGAACUGGUUAAAUUUUAAGAGAUUCUACUCUUCAAAUAUAGGAAAUAUAAGGUAUUCAUUCUUUUAAAAACAAAGGUCAAAUAACUGCAAAUGAUUUCACUUUGAAUAUUAAAUUUAUUGACACUCCUGGAUUCAGACAUUAAUAUAGUUUAAGAUCUUGGCUGAAAUUAUUAUGUGGACAUAUUAGGAGUUAAUUUAAUUCUUACUAGCAAAGAUAAAAUCUAUAAUAUGAAAGCAAAGAGAAAUUUUAGUAAUUAUCAUAAUAAGACUUGGAUGAAAGAGUACAUGUAUGUUUUUACUUUUUCUCUGGACCUAGAAUUUAAACUGAGGAUUUAUAAGCACUUAAGAAGAUAAGUGGAUUAGUAAAUGUAAUUCCCAUUUUAGCCAAAGGAGACUCUUAUACUAAAAAUGAGAUUAUCUAACUUAAAUAACAGUUUAAUGAUUUGAUAAAUGAAUAUCAUAUUGAUUUGUUUAAAUGCUAAUGCAAUAAUAAUUUCAAUGAGAGAAGUCAAUUUGGAUCUACACCUCCUUAUGUAAUUAUAAGUUCGGUAGAAUAAUUUCAAGUAGGAAAUCAUCUUAUAUAUGGAAGGUAAUGAUUGAUUUAUUGAAUUUAGAAAAUUUCCAUGGGGAAUCUGCGAUAUCUUCAAUCCUUAACAUUCAGAUUUAGCAAUAUUAUAUAAAUCUUUAAUUGGCCAUUAUUGUUUAGAAUUGAUUCGAUUAACAGAUUUCUUAUAUAAUAAUUAAGUAUAAAAAGAGAAAUAGAAAAUGAAAAUGAAAUAAUAAAAUAAAACAUGGUUAGCUAAUUUGAUAAGCUAUAUAUUUAAUCUAUGA
Paramecium pentaurelia is the source of this 1299-nucleotide messenger RNA. The record is from the annotation of a GenBank genome assembly. NCBI's taxonomy places the organism in Eukaryota, Ciliophora, Oligohymenophorea, Peniculida, Parameciidae.